This is a messenger RNA of Carcharodon carcharias (great white shark), 2956 nucleotides long. RefSeq names its product adenosylmethionine decarboxylase 1 (gene amd1). Gene Ontology annotation, biological process: spermidine biosynthetic process; spermine biosynthetic process. Gene Ontology annotation, molecular function: adenosylmethionine decarboxylase activity. Lineage: Eukaryota; Metazoa; Chordata; Chondrichthyes; Lamniformes; Lamnidae. Gene Ontology annotation, cellular component: cytosol. The record is from RefSeq and is a predicted model, not a curated record. The transcript has 10 exons. The coding region runs from base 351 to 1316 and encodes 321 amino acids.
UGGAAAACGGUGCACACUUUUUCGAAGGGACCGAGAAGCUGUUGGAGGUGUGGUUUUCUCGGCAGGAUUUGUGCACGGGAUCGGGAGACCUCCGGACCAUUCCAAGGCCACCUGGAAGCUCACUGAGGAAGAACAUUCCUGUGAUGAGAAGAUUGAGUAGCAUGCUCACGUCUGCUUUUUGUUGUCGGUAUGCAGCUGCUGCCAGGCGCCAGCAUCCCUUAUGGUUUUGACACACUGGCUGGAAGUUGGCGUGCGCACGUGCAGUGGUUGGUGUGUGCCAACUGUACUAUCAUGGUAGAGGCUGCUCAGACUGUUGAUCCUUCUCUGGCACCAAUGCCACCAGAGGUGCUAUGGUAAUCUUGUGUGGUCGGUGGUCUAACCAUUGGGGACUUCCCUGGACCUGGAAUGAUAAAGAUCACAGGUUUGAGUGGGACAAGCUAUUGGAAAAUGUGCAUUGUUUGAUCAUAAGUGUGACAAAGACAGACAGGCAGGAAGCCUAUAUACUCAGUGAGAGUAGCAUGUUUGUCUCCAAGAGACGUUUCAUUUUGAAGACAUGCGGUACCACCCUCUUACUGCAAGCACUGGAGCCCCUGUUGGAACUUGCUCGUGAGUACUGCGGCUUUGAUUCCAUUCAGGAUUUCUUCUAUUCCCGCAAAAACUUUGUGAAGCCAGCACAUCAGGAAUACCCACAUAGGAACUUUCAGGAAGAGGUAGAAUUUCUGGAUAUGGUGUUCCCAAAUGGGGCGGCCUAUUGCAUGGGACGUAUGAAUUCUGAUUGCUGGUAUCUUUACACUCUGGAUAUGCCAGAGGAUAGUGGGAUCAAACAGCCGGAUCAGACACUUGAGGUUCUGAUGAGCGAGCUUGAUCCAGCUGUCAUGGACCAGUUCUUCAUGAAAGAUGGUGUUACUGUAAAUGAUGUCACUCGAAUGAGUGGAAUUCGUGACCUGAUACCAGGUUCAGUCAUUGAUGCCACAUUGUUCGAUCCUUGUGGUUAUUCAAUGAAUGGAAUGAAAGUGGAUGGGACUUACUGGACAAUUCACAUCACCCCAGAACCAGACUUCUCCUAUGUUAGUUUUGAGACUAACCUGGCCCAGACUUCCUACGAUGAUCUAAUCAAAAAAGUUGUAGAUGUCUUCAAGCCAGGAAAAUUUGUCACAACCCUUUUUGUUAACCAGAACUCCAAAUGUCGUGGUUCAUUUUCUUCUCCCCAGAAAAUUGAAGGAUUCAAGCGCCUCGAUCGCCAGUGUGCCCAGUUCAAUGAUUACAAUUUUGUCUUUUCUAGUUAUGUCAAGAAUUGUCAGAGACAGCAGAGUUGAAUAGCAAAGAUGAAAAAACGUAAAAAAAAGUGCAAAGUAAAUGGUGGCCAUCCUCUAGUUCAGGGUAGCAAGGGCCAAACUUCACACUGCCACCAUUUUAUCAGUUUUGUAGGCCCUGUAUGUAACCAUAAUAGAAUUGUGUCAAGUUUGAAAUGUAACCGUUCUCGUAACAAAGAGUUGGAUAUCUUGCAUGAACGCUCUUUUCUCUGUUUAGUUAUGCUAGGCCAUUCUUGCUGUGAUAUUGAAGUGCAUGUAGAGCAGUUCAGUGCUUAUUGUUUACAGUUAUAUAACACUUGCAAAGUUAGAAAUGCGCGGUAUGUAGGUUUUCUACAGAUGACGCCAAAAAUUCUCCACAGACAAGGUUUUCGUCCUCAUUAGGUGUGAGCCCUGGCCUGUUUAGAGCAGUUUAUUCACUAGUUUCCUUUCAGUCAAAUGUCCUUGAAAGAAUCGGGAACUCUUUAUUUGUUGGUAUGGAUCAAUUUCCCAGAUGCCCAGACUGCACUGGAUAGCUUGUUAGGAGUUUAAUCAGACUCUUAACAGGGAGAUUUUUGUUAUAUUCUUGUUUAAUACCUCUUUACCAAAACUAGUUUGUUUCCAGCAGACAAAAUUUGGCACAUUCCAUUUGAUUUAUUGAAUAAAAAACUUGAAUUGACUGUAAAGACUGUUGAACAUCCUACUUUAAUCAUGCCAGGGGUCACCCAACCCAAAUCGUUUUGUAUGAGUUCCUCAUUAAAAGUGAAUAGACAGAAUGUAAAACUGUUAGAUCAGUUGUAAUCAGUUUUGUUUAAGCAGCAAUGACCUUUAUUCAGAUAUUGAGAACAAUCCCAAGACACCCUGUCUAUUUUCUGCUGUAUCACUUGGUAGUACACUAAUCUGUAAAUAAAUUGUUGGGGAAUGUUCAGAUAGUAUGGGCUCAGAUAGAAACAAACAUAGCCACUAAAUAAUUAGUAAAAUUGGGUAAUAUUAUUGGUGCUGAAAAUCACAAUGAGAUGAUAUUAACCCAUUCCUACUGAUUUUCUGGUGAUUUGGGUUGGCUUGUCUUUCUGAACUUCAAUAAGUUUGCAUAGGAACACAAUGUGGCAUUUGUCCCAUAAAUGUUGGAAUAGUGUAACUUAGGUUUGCUUGGAACUAUUUAAAAUCUUCAAAAUUCUGGUUGUUGAAGUGGCUGGUAUAUUUGCCGCAUUCUUGUUAAUUAUAAGAUUCCAGUUUAUAAACAAAUUUAUUUGCAGAGUUACUAUGGCAUUGAAAAAUAAAUAAUCCAUAAAGAUUGCGUGCUGUUUUGUGGACCAAUCACUUUUUUAAAAUAAAGACAUUAAAGAAAUAUAGUCUUGAGGCGCAUCCACAGGUCCUCGACUCUCAAUGUUGAAUUCCAUUUUGGUAUGGAUUGAGAUGUAUAUAAACUGCAGUUAGCUAAAACAGUUGCUCUAAUUUUGAGAAAUGUAAUUUGAGUAAUGAUUAGCAGCCUUUACUGUGAAAGAUUACGAUAUUUUUGCUCAUUGGUGCUGUUAAUUCUAUCAGUUAAGGGGAAAUUUUGGCGCCAUUAAAACUUUUAUGCCAAGUUGUUUAAAAUAUUUUAAUUCUAGUUCUGAAAUCUUUUAUCUGUACUACAAGAUGCUUCAAUAAAAUUAAGAUUUAUGGAA